Messenger RNA from Pseudonaja textilis, 1476 nucleotides. NCBI's taxonomy places the organism in Eukaryota, Metazoa, Chordata, Lepidosauria, Squamata, Elapidae. The record is from RefSeq and is a predicted model, not a curated record.
AUGUCGGGCCAGGCGUGGAAAGCCCUGAGCACCACCGACAAGCGCCCCUUCGUGGAGGAGGCCGAGAUGCUCAGGAUCCAGCACCUGCAGGACCACCCCAAUUACAAGUACCGUCCCCGCCGGAAGAAGCAGGCCAAGAAAAUCAAGAGGAUGGAACCAAGCAUCCUUCUCCACAACCUGCCACAGCCCUGCGGCGAGAAUUUCUCCAUGGGCCACCGCGGGGCCUCCAGUGGCAUCAGCCACUCCCAGCCUCCGCCACUGAACCACUUCCGGGAACUGCGCUCCAUGGGGUCGGAGAUGGAGAACUACGGCCUCCCGACCCCGGAGAUGUCCCCUCUGGAUGUCCUAGAACAGGCGGAGCCUGCCUUUUUCCCGCCUCACAUGCAGGAUGACUGCAAUGUCAUGUCCUUUCGCGGGUACCACCCACCUCCUCCUCCUCCUCCGCCACCGCCGAUGGAGUUUUCCCCGGAAAAAAACCUGGGGAGGAACAUGGUCAUGGGGUACCCCCCCAACCCGCCCUCCCACCUGGCCGAAGCCAUGAGGACUCCUCACCCGUCUGGGAUGUACUACAACCAGAUGUGCGCCGCGGGAGCCGCCAACGGGCUGUCGGCCCACCUGGGCCAGCUCUCCCCUCCUCCUGAAUCGCACCAGCUGGAUGGCGUGGAGCACUUGAACCCCAACGAGCUGUGGACAGAAGUGGACCGCAACGAGUUCGACCAGUAUUUGAAUAUGAGCAGGACUCGUCCGGAUCCUUCGGGCUUCGCCUACCACGUUUCCAUGUCCAAAGUGACUCCGCGGAGCUGUGAGGACAACAGCCUCAUCUCCGCCUUGUCUGAUGCGAGCAGCGCUGUUUAUUACAGCACCUGUAUCACCGGGUAAACAUCGAAUUGAGGGAGAGGUUUGGGGCAGCCCCCACAAGCUGGGGUGGGGGGGCGGGAACCGCUGUCUCCUCAGGGGCGCUGGGAAAUUCGAGCGGACGGGACAUGCUCUGGAUGGCUGCCGUUUGGUUUCCCGGGACUCCUUGGGGUAAGCUAGGACAGCGAAUCCAGUAUGAAUAGGAAAGGAGAUUGGGGCGCAGACGUAUAAGUAGCCCUUGAGUUACAACCACUUAUUUAGCGUCCAUCCCGACGGCACUGCAAAAAAAGGUGACUCAGGACUGGUCCUCACACUUAUGACUGUCGUAGCAUUCCCUACCCCCGUCAUGUGAUCGCGUGGCAAGUGGCAUGUAUUUAACUGCCACUGUUUGCAACCUUCCCCUCCAGCUCCUGACAACAAAGUCAAUGGGGCAAGUUGGAUUUGUUUAAUGACCACUCGAAUCACUUAACAGCUGCAGGGAUUCACUAACCGCUAGGGCAAAAAAAAAAAAAAAAAAGGCCGUAUAAUCGGGAGUGAUUUGCUUACUGCUGCCUUGUUUAACAAUGGAAAUCUUGGCCUCCCUUGUGGUUGUAAGUCGAGGAUUACCUGCGUCCGUUUAGA